AUGUGCAAUGGAAAUAUAUUGUUUCAGAUUCCAAACACGGCUAACGAGUGGAAGCAAGUAGCACACUCAUUCAGUUUGCUGUGGCAAUUCCCCCAUUGCAUAGAUGCAGUUGAUGGUAAAAAGGUAACCUUCCGGGCACUGAGAGCAGCAGACGCCUACUUCAGAGACUACAAAGGCCACAACAGUAUUGUGCUCCUGGUGGUUGUUGAUGCCCAUUAUAGGUUCUUAUAUACAAACAUUGGUGCCAAUGGUAGAGUUAAUGAUGGAGCAAUUUUUAACCAAAGCAAACUAUCAGAGGCCUUAGAGAGCAACAACAUGAAUUUGCCGCCUCCUGAGAAAGUGGAGUGUUUCGAUGGGCCUGACCUGCCAUAUGUAUUUGUGGCAGACGAUGCCUUUGCUCUCAAACCAUAUAUGAUGAAACCCUAUCCAGAGAGAGAGUUGUCAAAAGAACAGAAGGUUUUUCAUUAUAGAUUAAGCAGAGCCCGGAAAGUAGUGGAGAAUGCUUUCGGCAUAAUUAAAACAAAUUUGGAGUUCUGCUAA
Schistocerca cancellata (South American locust) is the source of this 540-nucleotide messenger RNA. RefSeq lists its product as uncharacterized. Bases 1 to 540 code for a protein of 179 amino acids. NCBI's taxonomy places the organism in Eukaryota, Metazoa, Arthropoda, Insecta, Orthoptera, Acrididae. The record is from RefSeq and is a predicted model, not a curated record. The transcript has a single exon.